AUGCGAGACGUCCAGCAGAAAGCGGUGCCUCAGCAGCCGCCGGGUUCCCGUUCUCCUCCUCACCCUCCCCACCCGACGCCGUCUUCUCUGAGGCAUGGAUCUCUACUCAAGGACUGGUUUAUGCUCAUUAAAGCCCAUCGCAAAAGUUUCCGCAGGAAAGGAGGCUUCUCCACCUACAUGGAGAAGCUCCGGUUGUCUAUGUCUAUGUCCCGGACCAGCCCCCGGGCUGACGGCUCGGGGGCUGGUCCGGGAACCCCGGUGGACGGGCAGGGAGCCAGCUGUGGACAAAAGAACAGGCCAGAACCAAAUAAGAUUUUUCUGCCUGAAGACAGAGACGUAGGAAGGAUGGUCGACCGGCCUCUGAAUCCCUCUCCUGUGAGACAAAAGCAAAGAGUUCAGCGUCAAAUUUCAGAGAGCUCCAUGGUGGCCGAAGAGUCUGUUCCCAUCCCUCCUGAUGUGGCCCACUUGAUCAAACUCCGUGCCAAAGAGCUGAAGAUCCGGCUGGAGGACCGCUGCUGGGCCGCCGAGGUGGUCAACGACUUCCGGGAAAACCUGCUGAGGUUCCUGAAAAGCAGCAGCGACCAGCCUCUGUUCCAGUCAGCGGAGUUCCUCACCACAGGAAGCUACUUCGAAAAAGUCAAGAUCCACAGCCCAGAUGAGUUCGACAUGAUGCUGAAGCUCCAGGUUCCCUGCCGCCUCAACACCACCAGGCUGGACGCCGGCCUGUUCUACCGGAUAGAUCUGGUUCGACCAACUCGCUCGCCCAUCAAGGACUUCCUCCUGGACAACGACCUGACCUUGUCGUCCAGUAAAAUCCUGACUGAGAUGUUUCGGCUCGUCCGCAAGUUCCUGAAGACUUACAGAGUUCCUGAUGCUCGCUGCCGCUGGGAGGUGAACAAGAAGAAGCCCAACUCUCCGGCCGUCACUCUGUCUCUGUGCAGGAGGGAGUUAAAAGGGGAGGAGCUUAUUUCUGUGGAUGUGGUUCCUGCUUUGGAGGUUCAGAGCUGGCCACCUGCCGUGCGAAAUGGACCUGAUGUGGACAAAUGGCUGGGAAAGAAGCUUCGCCAGGAAAUCAGGGGUUUGCCUUGUUACUUCGUACCCAAGAAACAGAAAGGAAGAAACCUGAGUGAAGACGCCAAAGAGAGCUGGAGGAUUUCGUUUUCUCACAUUGAGAAGAAAAUCAUCAUGUCUCAUGGCAACAAGAAAACCUGCUGCGAGAGCAAAGGCGCCAAAUGCUGCCGAAAGCCGUGCCUGAUGCUGCUGAAAUCUCUGAUUGAGGCUCUGAAACAACGUUUCCCCAAAGAUCUGCAGGAUCUCUGCUCGUACCACGGGAAGACGGCCUUCCUGCACACUCUGUCUGCCAGGUUUGAUGAUUCCUCCUGGGCUCCUCAGCAGCUUCCCGCCUGCUUGCUGCACCUGAUCGAGGCUCUGCAGGACCACGCUCGCUAUGGCUUGCUUCCUCACUUCUUCGUUCCCGAAUGCAACCUCUUUGCUACGCCGCUGUUUCCUCGCAAAGCUCAGCUGUUCCUGGUCAACGCUCUGGAGGAGCAGAAGAAGGAAGGUCUGCAGCUGCUGAAGCAUCCAGCUCCUCUUCCUCCACUGAAACCAACAACUGUCAGAGCAGAAAUAGAGGAACUGAUUGGAACAUCUGGAACAUCCCACCCUUUGGUUUCCUCUGAAGGUCUGAGGCUCUUCAUGCUGUUUGCUGUAGCUGUUUUCUUCAGCUUUAUCUUCUUCACUAGACUUGGAUGAAUUAAGAUAAAUUAUUUAUCCUGAUUCAGCACAAGA
This is a messenger RNA of Cyprinodon tularosa, 1788 nucleotides long. RefSeq names its product cyclic GMP-AMP synthase. Gene Ontology annotation, molecular function: double-stranded DNA binding; chromatin binding; 2',3'-cyclic GMP-AMP synthase activity. The coding region runs from base 1 to 1752 and encodes 583 amino acids. Gene Ontology annotation, biological process: negative regulation of double-strand break repair via homologous recombination; activation of innate immune response; paracrine signaling. Lineage: Eukaryota; Metazoa; Chordata; Actinopteri; Cyprinodontiformes; Cyprinodontidae. Gene Ontology annotation, cellular component: site of double-strand break; cytosol; nucleus. The record is from RefSeq and is a predicted model, not a curated record. The transcript is spliced from 10 exons.